Messenger RNA from Hemibagrus wyckioides, 1546 nucleotides. RefSeq names its product ferredoxin 2 (gene fdx2). Gene Ontology annotation, biological process: positive regulation of oxidoreductase activity; P450-containing electron transport chain. The record is from RefSeq and is a predicted model, not a curated record. The coding region runs from base 40 to 621 and encodes 193 amino acids. NCBI's taxonomy places the organism in Eukaryota, Metazoa, Chordata, Actinopteri, Siluriformes, Bagridae. Gene Ontology annotation, cellular component: mitochondrion. Gene Ontology annotation, molecular function: 2 iron, 2 sulfur cluster binding. The transcript is spliced from 5 exons.
AGACGACGACGAAGAGGAACCACGUGACGAAACACUGUCAUGGCGGCCGCCGCUGCAGUCCGGGCGAGCAUCGGGCUGAGUUCAAGACUGGUUAAAGUUGCACCGCAGUGUCGAGUUUGUCCGUUUAACCGAUUAAACAUCUGCAACGGAGCCACGAUAGACAAGCCGAGUCGCCGUUUCUCAGCGCCGAGCAGACACUUACAGACUUCUAUUAGUCGGCACCAGAGUGACGAGGGCAGUUCAACGGUAGAAGAUCCAGACGAGGAUGUCGUUAAUGUGGUGUUUAUUGACCGGUCUGGAGAGAGGAUACCGGUGAAGGCAAAAGUUGGAGACAAUGUUCUGUAUCUUGCUCACAGACACGGGAUCGAUCUUGAAGGCGCCUGUGAGGCAUCAUUGGCUUGCUCCACGUGUCACGUUUAUGUAAAUUUCGAGUGCUACGAUAAGCUACCUGAGCCUGAAGAAAGGGAGGACGACAUGCUGGACAUGGCCCCGAUGCUGCAGGAGAACUCUCGUCUCGGUUGCCAGAUCAUUUUGACUCCCGAGCUGGACGGCAUUGAGCUGACCCUUCCCAAGGUCACGAGGAACUUCUAUGUUGAUGGUCACAUCCCUAAGCAUCACUGAGAAAAGCGGCUUGAAGUAAAGGCGGAGCAAACAUCUGUUAUCAGGAGGACUGAGAGUCUCGUGUUUAAAGGACAGAGGCGGAGAACACAUCAUCAUUCUGAUUUUUUUUUUUCCCCUCUUUCCAAGUGUGUCCAGAGGCUUCACCUACACUGAAUAGUGUUUCACAACGCACAAUACCUGGAUCAAGAAAAAGCACUCGGUCCAUUUCAGCCAGGAACAUAGAAAUGCCUUUUGGACAGCUUGGAUGGGGAAGCUUUAGAUUCACCACCGAGUAUCAGAAUUCUGCAUUAUUCUAAAAUUUCCAAAGAUUGUGAAGGUGACAUUUUAUGUUACGCACAUAAGUCAGACGCACAAUUUUUUAUACAUGUGUGUAAAAGUCAAAUAGAUCGCAAGAUAAACCUUGUUCUGGCAUUCAUUUAGUUUUUUAGUAUGUUUUAUUUUAUUUUUUUAACCGAUAUAUUAAUUUAAUUUACGUUCAUCGUCUAUCUAAAGGGCUGAAAAUUGAAGUGACUGUGCUGUUCAGUUGAUUCUGAGAGAAUUCUUCUGAAAUUCUUCUGAUUUUUCAGAAUGAUAAACAGGGGUUUUGUCUGUCUGUAAUUGAGUCAAGACAAGAUAUGCCUUUUAUUUUUUUAUUUUAAGCCAGCCAUAUGAGUUGGGGGAACUACAAUUGAGCUUGUCAGAAUAUGCACGUUAACAGGAUUUAUGCCAUGGGUAGUAUUGUGAAACCCAUCGUGUUGACGGGUUUUAACUAUUUAAAUAUACGUGAUAGAUAUAUAACCUCACACAUCGCAAAUAUUGAACCCCACUGUGACCACAAGUAAACAGCUGAACCCACUAAACUGUAACUGCAACUGGCUUGUAAGUGGCUUUGCAUAAUGAUUGUUGUCAAAUAAAUUAAGUAAUAAAGAUAAACCAUCAAACUCAA